AUGUUAACUACAGUCGCAUUUGGAGUAAUCAAGUCCACAGAACGAGCCGGCAAAGUCCACGUAUCACUAUUGGACUAUCACAAACUGCCACUUUCGUUCGUCCUCAACACCAAGGACAAGAUUACAGUGCCGACCUGCCCGUUAACACUUAGUGCAUUGGACGAAACCAUGCUUCGAUCAUUGGAUAUUCGACUAGAAACACUCACAGCUCUUCGUCGUGUUAACCCGGACAUUCUGAUAGGAAUAGACUAUUUCUGGGACAUCGUUACUACCGAAACACCAGUAACAUUACCCUCAGGAUUAGUUCUAUGUCAUACCCGUUUUGGGCCAACCAUCUCAGGUUCAAAGUUUUUUCGUUCAGUUUUUAUAGCAAUCCGCCAUCGCAGCUAA
Molecule: messenger RNA, 390 nt
Organism: Haemonchus placei
Lineage: Eukaryota; Metazoa; Nematoda; Chromadorea; Rhabditida; Trichostrongylidae
Source: the annotation of a GenBank genome assembly